AUGGCCCUGCCCGCCCACGCCUCCACCGGGCUCCUCCCGAGCGAAUCCGAAUCGCUAGCGCUUCAAACGCAACGCAUCCUCAUCCUCCCAACGCGCGCUUUGGACAAGGUCAGAUUGAUGCAGGGCACCUUUGGACCUUUUAGACCUGCUAGGACCUGCUCCGUUCCUCUUUGGUUGGCUUUGCACUUGAAGAGAAAGAGAAAGGCUAGGAUUGUUUGUCCGGAUUGGUUGAGCGUGGACUCGCUGAAAUCCUCGCUGCGUCACGAGACGACUUCCGAUUCCUUCUGUUCCCUACCUCUGCACUAUCCCAGCAUCGCCCGAGCGCUUAUAGACGACGCAUCAGACGAUAUUCCAGACGCUUCCCUCGUUCGUUCCUUGCUCAAAGAUCUCAGAGAGGCGAGACAAGCAAAGAUCAUGCAGGGUCUAUCCGACGUCAAUUGUUGGCACUUGGAGAUGUCCAACAUUUCUCAUUCGGAACUCUGCGAAUUGCGUCCCUUUAUCAAUCGAGCCUUCGACGAUCUCAAGCGUCUCUUGCCC
This is a messenger RNA of Ceraceosorus guamensis, 537 nucleotides long. Its product is annotated as DNA replication complex GINS protein PSF2. Gene Ontology annotation, biological process: DNA replication; double-strand break repair via break-induced replication. Lineage: Eukaryota; Fungi; Basidiomycota; Exobasidiomycetes; Ceraceosorales; Ceraceosoraceae. Gene Ontology annotation, cellular component: GINS complex; nucleus. The transcript is spliced from 4 exons. The annotation marks the transcript as partial. The record is from RefSeq and is a predicted model, not a curated record.